Coregonus sp. 'balchen' is the source of this 3154-nucleotide messenger RNA. The record is from the annotation of a GenBank genome assembly. Lineage: Eukaryota; Metazoa; Chordata; Actinopteri; Salmoniformes; Salmonidae.
AUUGAUUUGCCGGAUGAAAUAGAUAACAAAGCCUGUUGUCUUUGAUCCAACUUUUUCCACAGGGGCAACAGCUCGACAUGCUAUCGGGUAUGCGGGUCUGUGUGCCCUCCGCGGCAGCUCUAUUCGGCUCGUUGUGCCAUAGCUGUCGCAGCCGGGCGCGUAGGUUGUCAUUCCGGGGCUUUAGUUGGUCGCCCCGACAGAUCAGCCGGUGGAACAGUCAGGAUUCCAUUGACCUAGCUCCUGCGGAGAAACCACGAAUUCUCAUCACAGGUUAAACCUUUUUUUAUUUCAAGUAGCAAUGAAAACUUUAUGGCCCAUAGUCUAUAGAUAGGUCCUAUAGGAUGUAUAUGUGUUUAUGCAUUUUUUUUUUACAAGCAUAGGUGUGCUGUCAUUCUAGUUUUUGUCAUUUCGAGUUGUUUUCACUGUUCAGUAAGUGGCAAUCCUCUUUUCCUUAGUACAAUAGACUGUGAGCAGACUGUGCUAGGGACAAAAAGGCCCCAGCAAGUGACCAGGGGCAGAAUAAUAGCCAGAGGCCAGUUUUUGUCUGUACAUAAAGCUUUGGUGAAAACAAAAAAGGUUGCUGCCUGGUUGAAGCAGAAUGUAACAAAAUAUUCUGAAAUUGUACAUAAGAAUACAUUUUUCACCAUAUAUUCUUUAUUGAGACCUUUGAGCAAAUACAAAUGAACAAUUGCGAUUGUGUUGUUUUAUGAAAUCUUAUGAAUUCUGCAUUGUAUUAUUUUUCUCUUCAUGGUUAAGGCGGCCUUGGCCAAUUAGGUGUGGGGCUUGCAGAAAUCCUGAGGUAAGAAAAAAAAUGAAAGAGCAAUCUUUUCUUCAAUGCUGAUUUCUUCGAUGUUGAUAGCCUGAAUAUUCCCCAGAUUGUAGAAUUCUCACGUAACAUCUAGUUUACCUUCUGGUGUUGGACUCCUAUCCAAUUCAGUAAAUUUCAGGAAUUCACUGAAAUGUAAUAUAUUAAUUGAAUAUCAAUGUGUAGGAAACAGUACGGAACAGAAAACGUUAUCCUAUCGGAUAUCAAGAAGGCUCCACCAGAAGUGUACAGAAGUGGUACGUUUUCUUAGUUGGACUGAUCAGCAAUUCUCUCUUGAUCGCAAUGUCCAUGCACAUAUCCAUACUGCGCUUCUCAAAUCCUCUUAUUUUCUGCAGAAAAAAACAUGUCCCCUGCCUUAAAUGGGCAAUCCGUAGUUUGUCUCUCUCUUCUCCUCCCCCUCAGGCCCGUUUGUGUAUGCUGAUGUGUUGGACUAUAAGAACCUCAGAGAGUUGGUGGUGAAUAACCGCAUCACCUGGCUGGUGCAUUACAGCGCUCUACUCAGUGUUGUGGGAGAGGCCAAUGUGGCCCUGGCACGCAAGAUCAAUAUCACAGGUCAGCUCCAAAUUCACAUACACACGCUACCACAGUAUCCAGGGCAGUAUCACAGUAUCCCUUUUUGUAGGUUUUGUAUGUUUUUGUCUAAAGCUUCACUCCUUGCUGUUCUUUCUAGGCCUUCAUAAUGUGCUGGACCUGGCUCUGGAGAGCUGCUUACGUCUCUUUGUCCCUAGCACCAUCGGAGCUUUUGGCCCUUCUUCUCCCCGUGACCCCGCACCUGACCUGUGUGUCCAGAGGCCUCGCACCAUUUAUGGGGUGUCCAAAGUGCACGGCGAACUGAUGGGGGAGGUGUGACCUGUUAUGUUUACACAUACAAAUAUACACACAUCAACACACAAACAGUCAUAGAUGCAGUCAUAAUGCGACCACAUCGCUGUCAAAUGUACACUCUUGCACACACACAACCUGCCGGUCCUCUCUUAAAGCGAGAGAGUUUUCACAUGUAUCUUUUUCAGAGAGAGUAAGUCAAUUAAUUAACACAGUGCAGAUUAAGAGAAAUAUGCUGCAGAAAUAUGCUUUUGCUGGAUAUUUGCUCUACCUUUGAUUGUGUUAAAUCUCUCUAUGUUAGUAUCUUCAUCACAAGUAUGGACUGGACUUCCGCUGCCUACGCUAUCCUGGCGUCAUUUCAGCUAACACACAGCCUGGGGGAGGAACAACAAGUAACCCAUAUUUAUCAUAUCAUCACUAUUUAAAGUAUUAAUGCCAUAGGGAUAUAUUCCAAUACAUUCUGUGUACAUUUUUGCUCUCCUUUCCCAUAGACUAUGCUGUCCAGAUUUUUCACGAUGCACUCAGCACAGGUCACCAUGAGUGCUAUUUACGUCCUGACACGCGUCUGCCCAUGAUGCACAUUGGUGACUGCCACCGUGCGACUGUGGAGUUCAUGCAGGCCCCGGAAUGCCAACUGUCGCUGCGCACGUACAACAUCGCUGCCAUGAGCUUCACCCCUGAGGAAGUUGCCUCGGAAAUCCGCAAGCAAUUGCCCCACCUCAAGGUCACCUAUAACCCUGACUCUGUCCGCCAGACCAUUGGUAUGUUCAUUGUUCAUCUUAUUGGUGUGUGUCUGACUGUCUGUGGAGUGUUUUUAAAUUGUUAUUGAACCUCAAGAUGUGUGAUUUGAAUUAAGCCAUAGCAGAAGUAUAUGGAACGUUUUCUCCUUCAUAGUGUAUAGAUUAGAGUAGAUAUACAUUGUAUUUUUGUAGUAGUAUUAAAUAUUGUAAGCCUUGCAUGUCAGCCUUUCUCACAUCCUUGACCUCCUACAGCAUUGCUAUUUGCUCUGGGUUUGCUUCACACGGUCCCCAGUCAUGAAUGAUGUCAUCAUUGCGUCUUAUGAAAGUUGUGAUGUGUAAAAUAACUCUUGACCAUGAUUGUCCCCUGGUGUGUAGCGGACAGCUGGCCAGUGAGGUUUGAUGACUCCAACGCACAGAGAGACUGGGGCUGGAAGUCGACCUAUGGGCUUGAGGAGCUCGUCUCAGACAUGCUGAGCUCCAUCCGUGACAAGAAGACCAACGCCGGACUGCCAGUCAGCUAGCAGGCACCACUCACAGAGACUGACCUACCAAUCACUAUUCCCUUAAGUCCGCUUCAUUCUGGGUCUGCCUAUCACAACAGACCCUCUUUAACCUUAGCAUAAUUUCCAAACCAGGACCCUUUUGUAUGUCAGGAAUAUUCUACCAAUAAACCAGGGACUAUUUUCAAACCAGGAAUCUUCAGCCAGAACCACUCAACUUGCCACGACAGUGGACACUGACACCACACACACACACACAAACGCGC